Molecule: messenger RNA, 741 nt
Organism: Ustilaginoidea virens
Lineage: Eukaryota; Fungi; Ascomycota; Sordariomycetes; Hypocreales; Clavicipitaceae
Exons: 5
Coding region: 1-741 (246 amino acids)
Cellular component (GO): 90S preribosome; nucleus
Source: RefSeq, a predicted model, not a curated record
AUGUCAUCGUCCAAGAAGCGUGCGGCGGAAGCCGUGCCUGAAGGAAAAAAGAAAAAGAAGAGAAAGACGAAAUAUCAUCAAGACGAUGAGGCGCUCGACAUGGAACUGGGCCUCAACACUUUGUUCAAGCGCAUGGACAACCAACUACUUGCCGAUUGUCUGGCGCAGAAACUCAGCAGAUUCGGCAACGACCUCAGCCCCGUAGAGCUCUCGGAUCUGACUGUCCCUGCCAACUCCAUACAAGACAGCACCGCUUUCCAAGAGGACAGAACUCUCAAAAACCUGCCUGCUUUCCUUGCAAGGUUCUCGGGUGGGGAGGAGGGCCUUGCCAAAGCUCCCAAGAAGAAGGCAUCACCGCACACUCUUAUUGUUGCCGGUGCAGGACUGAGAGCCGCAGAUGUCGUCAGGGCUGUACGGAAAUUCUCAACCGAGGAAAGCACUGUUGCCAAACUUUUUGCCAAGCACAUCAAGGUGGAGGAACAAAUCACGUUCCUGAAGAACCGGAAGACGGGAAUCGGCGUUGGGACUCCUGCUCGCCUAAAUGAGCUGAUAGAUAUCGGCGCGUUAUCACUAGACCAUCUUGAACGCGUCGUUGUGGAUGCUUCCCACGUGGACCAGAAGAAGAGAGGCAUCAUGGACAUGAAGGAUACGCUCAUGCCGCUGGCCACCUUCUUGACCAGACCUGAAUUGAAAGAGCGCUACAGCGACAAUGGGAAGCCGCUGGCGUUGCUUUUCUACUAG